Molecule: messenger RNA, 1630 nt
Organism: Theobroma umbraticum
Lineage: Eukaryota; Viridiplantae; Streptophyta; Magnoliopsida; Malvales; Malvaceae
Product: alpha/beta-Hydrolases superfamily protein
Molecular function (GO): epoxide hydrolase activity
Source: RefSeq, a predicted model, not a curated record
UUGUCAUAACUCUCUCUUCCUGAAACGUUAUGGCAAUCCAAGGCAAGCCCCCUAGUCUCUUUUGCCAUCAGUUUCAAUGCCCCCUUUACUCUCCCACUGCUUCUAAAUCACUUCUAUUCGGUAGGUCCUUCCAAUCCAGGGCUCAACAUCGCUGUAGAAAACCUCUCAGACUUAGCUGCAGGAGAUCAAACGCCAAUGAGCCACAAGAUGAUUAUCUGAUUGAUGCACCUGUUUCAGCUGGUGAUGGUUUUUCUUUUAGUGGAGGAAAAUAUUCAGAUGAGGCUAACCCAUCUGAUGAAUGGUUUAAGCAAGGAAAAUAUGUUAAAGCUCAUCCAGUUGGUGGCACUGGUGAGAAAGCUAAAGAUCCAAUUUUUGGACUAACCAUGGGAGCUGGCUCUCAAGCCUCAGGAGAUGUUUUCAGAUGGUUUUGCGUGGAAAGUGGAAACGCUGACAAUCAUACCGUUAUUUUGAUUCAUGGUUUCCCUUCACAGGCAUACUCCUAUCGCAAAGUCCUUCCUGUUCUCUCCAAGAAUUAUCGUGCUAUAGCUUUUGAUUGGCUAGGUUUUGGAUUUUCUGAUAAGCCUCAACCCAGAUAUGGAUUUGACUACACAUUGGGUGAAUAUGUCUCAGCACUGGAGUCCUUUGUUAAUGAAGUUGCUCCGAAUAAAGUUUCACUUGUUGUCCAGGGCUAUUUUUCACCAGUGGUUGCUAAAUAUGCCAGCAAGCAUCAGGAAAAGCUUAAUGAUCUAAUUCUCCUCAAUCCUCCUCUAACAGCCAAACAUGCCAAUCUUCCCUCGACAUUAUCCAUAUUCAGCAACUUUUUGCUGGGUGAAAUUUUUUCUCAGGAUCCUCUGAGGGCCAGUGAUAAGGCGCUGACCAGCUGCGGUCCUUAUGCAAUGAAAGAGGAUGAUGCAAUGGUUUAUAGAAGACCUUAUCUCACAUCUGGUUCCUCUGGAUUUGCACUAAAUGCAAUCAGUAGGGCCAUGAAAAAAGAGCUUAAGGUGGAUUUAUCAUUUAUAAUUUUAAUUGUUUAUUUUGUCCAAGUUGCACCUAACAGCUUCGACUUUGAGUCUGUGUUCACUCUUUCAAGGGAAUCCUCUACCACAGCCUAUGUGGAAGAAAUGAAAGUGAUUCUUAUGGAUAAAAGUUGGAAAGUUCAAACCACAGUCUGUUGGGGCCAGAGAGACCGUUGGUUGAGCUAUGAUCAAGUAGAAGAUUUCUGCAAAAGUUCAAACCAUAAGCUGAUUGAGCUUCCAAAGGCAGGGCAUCAUGUACAGGAGGAUUGUGGUGAAGAAAUUGGAGGAAUCAUUUCUGGAGUCAUCAGCCAAAGGAUCCUCAGGUGAUACGUUAUGAUUGCUUUUGAGCUGUUGGCACUCCAAACAGUGAUUCUUAUUUCGUCCAUGAGAGCAAUUUCAUUUUAAGGCUUAAGCCUUUUAAAGCUUGCAUUGCAAGCAAGAUUCGUUUGAGCUGUGUUGACAUUCUUGUAAGAAAUCAAUUAUUUAGAAUCAUUAGCAUGCCUGCAGUGGGUGACUGCUAGUCCAAGCAAUAUUAUUUCCCUAGAGAACUUCAAAUAAAGAAUCUUUGCCUUUCCAUGGACUUAAAAUUCUCAGAUCAGUUGUAAAAGGUUGCA